This is a messenger RNA of Helicoverpa zea (corn earworm), 480 nucleotides long. Its product is annotated as actinia tenebrosa protease inhibitors-like. The record is from RefSeq and is a predicted model, not a curated record. The transcript has 5 exons. NCBI's taxonomy places the organism in Eukaryota, Metazoa, Arthropoda, Insecta, Lepidoptera, Noctuidae. Gene Ontology annotation, molecular function: serine-type endopeptidase inhibitor activity. The coding region runs from base 1 to 480 and encodes 159 amino acids.
AUGGUUGCCAUUGAGAAUAUAGAGGUGCCGCUAACCAAUCGUACAUUGGAUGACGUAUCAAAACAGCCAUGGCUUGUAUAUUGCAGGUUUCAAAAGAACGAACAUGCUUGUGGACGUAUAAUUGGUUCACGAAGGUAUUACUAUGACGUAAGAAUGCAAACCUGUGUACGUUUUCAAUAUGCAAACUGCAGGCAUACCUACAAUAUGUUCUCUAGCUUACCAGCUUGCAGGAGUCAAUGUCAAGACUUAGGUUUGCGUCACGCGCCCGUAAAUGUAACAGAAAAUGUUUUUUGCCGAUUUCAACCUGAAUUUGGAGCUUGUAAUUCCUAUCAUCCAAUGUUUUACUUCGACAUAUCAGAAAUGGCCUGCAAAGGCUUUUCUUUUAGCGGUUGUGGAGGUAAUCACAACAGGUUUGAAACAAUUAACGAUUGUCUAAAAGUUUGUCAUCCUGCGGUAAAACAGGAUGCUAAUUCAAAAUAA